AUGGAUCAGGAGGUCAGUGUUCAGGAGGCCAGGGUUCAGGAGGCCAAGGGUUUACGAGGCAAAGGGUUCAGAAAGCCAGAGUUCAGGAGGCCAGAGUUCAGGAGGCCAGGGUUCAGGAGGCCAAGGGUUCACGAGGCCAGGGAUCAGGAAGCCAGGGUUCAGGAGGCCAGGGAUCACGAGGCCAUGGAUUUAGGAUGCCAGGGUUCAGGAGGCCAGUAUCAGGAGGCCAAGGGAUCAGGAGGCAGGGGAUCAGGAGGCAAAGGAUCAGGAGGCCAGGGUUCAGGAGGCCAGGGUUCAGGAGGCCAUGGUUCAGGAGGCCAGGGUUCAGGAGGCCAGGGUUCAGGAGGCCAGGGUUCACGAGGCCAGGGUUUACGAGGCCAGGGUUCACGAGGCCAGGGUUUACGAGGCCAGGGUUCAGGAGGCCAGGGUUCAGGAUGCCAGAGUUCAGGAGGCAAGGGUUGA
Lytechinus pictus (painted urchin) is the source of this 462-nucleotide messenger RNA. RefSeq lists its product as uncharacterized. The record is from RefSeq and is a predicted model, not a curated record. The coding region runs from base 1 to 462 and encodes 153 amino acids. The transcript has a single exon. Lineage: Eukaryota; Metazoa; Echinodermata; Echinoidea; Temnopleuroida; Toxopneustidae.